AGAGAGAAUCAAAAGUGCUAAAAAAAAAAAAAGAAGCUAAAAAACGCAGGAAGGAGGAGGAAGAGAAGAUACCAUCUCCACCUUCAGAAAGCAAUAGAGAGAGAGAGAGAGAGGGGCCACGACGCGUUGAUUCUUCUUCUUCGUCUUCGUCUUCCUCUUCUCCGUGCCUCGCAGAUCCGCGAUCCGAUCCUCGUCUAAGAUUACAUUUCUCUACUUGAUCAAUUCAAGUUUUGCAACGGACUUUUGGUAGAGGGUGUUUAACGCAUUAUUGUUUGUUCCUGGAGAUGAAGAAAGUCUUCGGUCAAACUGUCAGAGACCUCAAGAGAGAGGUCAACAAGAAAGUGCUUAAGGUGCCUGGAAUAGAACAGAAGGUUCUAGAUGCUACUAGCAAUGAGCCGUGGGGUCCUCAUGGAUCACUUCUUGCUGAUCUUGCGCAAGCUUCAAGAAACUACCAUGAAUACCAGCUGAUCAUGGGGGUCAUAUGGAAACGACUUAGCGACACUGGAAAGAACUGGCGGCACGUCUAUAAGGCUUUGACAGUUUUGGAGUACAUGGUAGGCCAUGGUUCAGAACGUGUUAUAGACGAGAUUAGAGAGCGUGCAUAUCAAAUCUCGACACUGUCCAAUUUUCAGUAUAUUGAUUCCGGUGGUAGAGACCAAGGAAGCAAUGUUAGGAAGAAAUCACAGAGCCUGGUGGCGUUGGUUAAUGACAAAGAAAGAAUCGCUGAGGUCAGAGAGAAGGCUGCUGCUAACAGAGAUAAGUAUCGCAGUUCAGCGCCAGGUGGGAUGUAUAAGCCUUCAGGAGGAUAUGGGGACAGAUACGAUUACGGAUCCCGGGAUGACGAGCGAAGUAGUUAUGGGAGAGAAAGAGAAUAUGGGUAUAGGGAUGAUGAUAGAAACAGUCGUGAUGGAGAUCGUCAUUCCAGAGACUCUGAAGACCGGUAUGGGAGAGAUGGUAAUAGGGAAGAUGAUUACAGGGGAAGGAGCAGAAGUGUUGAUAACUUCCCACAUGGAUCACGGGGUAGGAGUUCAGAUAGGGAACGGACGUUUGAGGAUGAUGGCCAUUCUUCAUCACGGGCUAGUAAUGCUCGAGCUGAUGACAAUUCUCAGGAUGGGAGAGGGUCGCUCCAGAGAAAGUUUUCAGAGCAAAAUAUUGGUGCUCCACCUAGUUAUGAAGAAGCUGUCAGUGAAUCACGGAGCCCUGUAUAUAGUGAAAGGGAUGGUGGAGAAACCCCACAAGUUGCUGCUCCAGGAGCUGCUUCUCCUCUUGCACCACAAGCUGCUUCUCCUCCUGCCCCACAAGCUACUGCUUCUCCUCCGCCCCCACAAGUUGCUGCCCCAGGGGCUGCUUCUCCUCCUGCUGGAAGCAACACAGACAAUAACUCUGCUGGUUUUGUUACUGAAUCUUCUCCGCAGAAAUUUGAGGCAUUUGAUGAAUUUGAUCCACGCGGUGGGUUUACAGCUGCCCCUCCAGCAUAUGCAUCUGCAGACGGUGUUUCAGCUCCUCCGACAGUGGCUUCUACAGCUGCUCCUCCCACCUCAAACAGUGUCGAGAUGGACUUACUCGACUCCCUUGCAGACGUAUUUUCAUCAAAUGCAUUGGCCAUUGUACCUGCUGAUUCUGCAUCUGUUGAAACCAACGAACAAUCAAAUGCUCCAUCGUUUUCUACAUCUCAGCCAUCAUCUCAGCCCUUCGAUGACCCAUUUGGUGAGUCUCCUUUCAAAGCCUUCACUUCUACGGACACCGACUCAAACCCGCAGCAAAGCUUUGGCGCUCCUUUCCAGCCAACACCACCAGCCUUCACUUCGGAGGCUUCACAUACGAAUACUGCUGCUCAUAACUUUGGCUUUGAGGAUUCAUUUUCUGCUGUUGCCAAUCCCGAAACUGCUGCUCAGAAUGUGCAAUCUCCAUCAAACUCACCAGGUUUUCCUCAAGAGCAAUUUACAAGUGAUAUUGAUAUUCUUGCCGGCAUUCUCCCACCAUCUGGUCCUCCAGCUUCACUCCCACAACAGUCGGGUGCCUCAGUACCAACAUCUCAGUUUCCUCCCAGUGGAAACAACAUGUACGAGGGAUAUCAUCCUCAGCCUGUAACGACAGCUCCAAACAUGCCUGGACAAACUCCAUUUGGACACGCUGUACAACCAUAUAACAUGGUUCCUCCUCAUUCACAAAAUAUGACUGGAGCCACUCCGUAUCACAGUGGAGGCUUCAUGCACCAGCCUGGCUCAGCCAGUUACAAUCCUGGAGCAGUAACUUCACACCCUACAAGCGAAAGCUUCCUUCCGCGACCAGUUGCUGCCACUUCAUCGAUCUCACAGACUCCUUACUCUAAUCCCAAUGGACCAGCUGGUCAGUUCGUGGCACACCAAGGUCAUGGAAUGCCGCCUUCCCAUGGUCCACAAAGAACUCAAUCCGGACCUGUUACUAUGCAAGGGAACAACAAUUUCAUGGGAGACAUGUAUUCACAACCUGGGCGAACAAACUCCUUGUCGUCAUCUUCAUCUCAGCCAGAUCUCACACCUUUAACAGGAGCGAUUGAGAUUGUUCCUCAGCCUCAGAAAAAGUUUGAGCCAAAGUCAUCAGUCUGGGCAGACACGUUGAGCAGAGGGCUUGUUAACUUCAACAUAUCUGGACCUAAAACAAAUCCAUUGGCAGACAUAGGAGUUGACUUCGAGGCAAUCAACAGGAGGGAGAAGCGGCUAGAGAAACCGACGAACGCACCAGCAGCAACAUCGACUAUCAACAUGGGUAAAGCAAUGGGAUCAGGCACUGGUUUAGGGCGCGCGGGUGCAACUGCUAUGAGACCUCCGCCGAAUCCAAUGGUAGGCGCUGGCAUGCCAAUGGGCGGCGGAGGAAUGGGCGUUGGUGGAUAUGGAGGUAUGAACCAGAACCAAAACCAACAACCCAUGGGUAUGGGUAUGGGUAUGGGAAUGGGACCAGGCAUGAACAUGAACAUGGGAGGAGGAUAUGGGCAAGGCUAUCCGAUGCAACCACAAAACCCAGGGAUGGCCCAUGGUCAGAACAUGCCAGGCAACAACAACAACUAUAAUCCGAUGAUGGGUCAAGGCGGUUACAAUCCUCAACAACAACAAUAUGGUGGUGGGUACCGGUAAGACCAAAAAAGCCAAACAUAACCGCACUAGACUCCACUUGUAAGAUCAGGAACGGAACACUCUUAUUUCCUUACAUGAGAUAUUAGUUGGAUUGGCCAGCCGCUUCACGGAAGUACUCCAGGUUACUCGGAUUGUUCUACAAUGUUCUUUUGCUUGAUCUUCACUCAUCAUUCUUUUUCUCCUUUUUCUUUAGUAUGAACGUAAUUCGAGAGGGCUUUGUUGUGAAACUUGUACCGGUGAGAUAGUGGCAAACCUCCCUCGGGUCUGCCCUUUUUGUUAUUUGCAUAUAAAAUUCUUAUUACAUUUUUUUUUGCUUUUCACGUAUUGAAUAUUGUAAUCCAUGCACGGGACAAAUAAAAUAUUUUCUCUGUUUU
This is a messenger RNA of Brassica oleracea var. oleracea, 3487 nucleotides long. RefSeq names its product clathrin interactor EPSIN 2-like. Gene Ontology annotation, cellular component: plasma membrane; endosome; clathrin vesicle coat. Gene Ontology annotation, biological process: endocytosis. Lineage: Eukaryota; Viridiplantae; Streptophyta; Magnoliopsida; Brassicales; Brassicaceae. Bases 285 to 3113 code for a protein of 942 amino acids. The transcript has 14 exons. Gene Ontology annotation, molecular function: clathrin binding; phospholipid binding. The record is from RefSeq and is a predicted model, not a curated record.